AUGCAGUUCAAGCUCCUCGCCGCCCUCCUCUUCGCCGGCACCGCCCUGGCCGCCCCCCAGGGCACCAGCACCUCGUCCUCCUCCAGCGAGGACGACUCUAUCCUCCUCGACUCGGUCCCCAGCUCCAUCCUGACCGUCAUCGCGACCGCCAUCCCGGCGACCUGGUUGGCUGACAUCAUGGACCCCUCCUCCAGCGCCUCCAUCAUGUCCGAGAUCGAGGCCGGCACCCUGCCUGCUUGGUACAACAACCUGCCCAGCAGCGUCAAGGCCUGGGCUACCAGCGCCUACGGCUUGGAUAUUACCGCUACUGACUCAGCCAAUGCCGCUACCACUACUGCCGCCGGUGCUGUUGCGACCGCGACUGGUGCUGCUACCACUGCUUCUACCACUGGUUCGGUCGAGUCUUCCAGUGCUGCUGUGAGCGGCGCUGUUUCGUCGGCUACGUCCGUUGCGUCCAAGGCUACUUCUGCUGCGGCUUCGUCUGCUCAUGCUUCUGCUACUUCUACUGGUGGUGCUCCCGUUGCUACUGGUGGUGUUGCUAUGAGCAUUAUGGGUGCGGCUGGUAUUCUGGGCCUUGCUCUGGCUCUGUAG
This is a messenger RNA of Penicillium subrubescens, 591 nucleotides long. RefSeq lists its product as uncharacterized. NCBI's taxonomy places the organism in Eukaryota, Fungi, Ascomycota, Eurotiomycetes, Eurotiales, Aspergillaceae. Bases 1 to 591 code for a protein of 196 amino acids. The transcript has a single exon. The record is from RefSeq and is a predicted model, not a curated record.